Messenger RNA from Penicillium bovifimosum, 282 nucleotides. RefSeq lists its product as uncharacterized. Bases 1 to 282 code for a protein of 93 amino acids. The record is from RefSeq and is a predicted model, not a curated record. The transcript has a single exon. Lineage: Eukaryota; Fungi; Ascomycota; Eurotiomycetes; Eurotiales; Aspergillaceae.
AUGGAUGCCAUAGUCAUAGCGAACUACCUGGAAGACCUUGGACCACUGCAGAGUUCGCACUGGGUUUCAACCCUGCCAACUGCCUGUGAGGUCGCCCUCGAGGGCCGUGGGCCUCCAGAUCUUGAAGACCAGGUCAUCGCUACUAUUGCCUGGCAAGAAGCCCAGAUGCAACGAGUGGGCGGGCUCUUGAAACAUAUGGCUACACAGAGAUUCAUCACGGAUAUCGCCGACACGGAAACAGCCGCUCGAGCACUAGUGGAUCGCCGGGGAAACCUCGUGUAG